Molecule: messenger RNA, 2257 nt
Organism: Melanotaenia boesemani (Boeseman's rainbowfish)
Lineage: Eukaryota; Metazoa; Chordata; Actinopteri; Atheriniformes; Melanotaeniidae
Exons: 1
Source: RefSeq, a predicted model, not a curated record
UUCUUCGCGCUCCCCCUUCACCCCCUCCUGUUUUCUGUGUCCCUGCUCUACUUGAAGGCCUUGGGGACCAACAGUACCGGCUGUAUUGAACCAUACCUCUCUGGUCUCAAAGCAGGCAUUUUUUCAGGCCGAGUAGCUUCUCCUGCAGCAGCGUUGGCCCCUGGCCUAAGGAAAUGCCACCAGGAGGGGGCACUGCCCUCCUUGACAGUUUCAUCAAGCCAAGCGAAGGCCCUCCUGGCAAGCCUGUCUGCCUCUGGUCUGACCGCUGAGGCCUUGCUCUUCUCCUCUGCCCUCCGCCAGCGUCGCCUUCUACGUGAGCAGCGAGCAUCCUCCCUGCCCAGCAGCCAGUCCUCCUCCUCCACACCCACCACUACCUCCUCAUCUUCCUCUUCACCCACCACCCCUACUCCAUCCCUGUCCCCCUCCUCUCCCACCCCUCUAAGUUCCUUUAAUUUCUCAUCUGGAGUUGCCAAGCCAAGCAGACAAAGCCUUGUCAGCCCCAGCCUCAGCAACUGCAAGGAUGUGAAUGAGGACGUCACCCCUGGCAGCUCUUAUUGAUGAACAAGAGGAGAACUAGGACAUGGGGGAAUGCAACUUAAGCAUCAACACAUCAUGAACCGUUAAAAUAAAUCAUGUAUAUUAACCCUAAAUGAUUUUUUACUCAUAUGUUCUUUCAGGACUUUUUAACACCGCCUUUUUCUUCUUGUUGGACUCACUCAAGUCAGCAGUCUUCAGAAUUUCAUUAUAAAUGGAGUCUCAGCCUUUUUCUUGGGCAGGAUUUCUACUCUGAUCUGGUACCAUUGUUCCGCUGCAGUUCUCCAACGUGGUCCUACUGCCAGUUUCCCGGAUAGAGAGCACACAAACGGGCCUCCUCUCCCACCAGCUGCCUGCUGUAAGCUGAUGUGGUCGGAUGUAUUCUCACAUACCCUCGCUCAGUGGGUUGUUAGUGGUAUCGUUAAAAUAUCUAGACUGUAAUCAUAGAAAAUAGAUCUGCAAUAAUCCCCAAGUGAGUCCAGUAGUUAUGUAUUUUCAAUAUUACAUUGCUCUAACAUACCUGCAUUGCCUGGCAGAGUGUGAAAUCUGCUGAGAAAAAAAAAAAGAAAACAAAACAUGGUGAUGUUUGUGGUUUGUAGGUAUUGUGUAAAAAGGGCAUUAGUUGCUUUUCUUGCAUCACCUGCGUUUCAAACUUUGAAUUGGUGCUAUAUUUUCCCCUCUGUUUGUGCACACUUAUAAAGAUUUUACAUGAUAGUUCUACCCCGUCCAUCCUCUUGUCUCACAGUCUGUUUUAAAUUAAUUUAUAUUUCAAUGUUUAAAUGCACAUCUACAGAUCAAAUAAACACUAAUUAGAAACAAUUAGAGACAUUUUAUUUAGGCUAUUACAGUAUAUUCACAAAAGCACAUUGCAAUGAGUGGCCCUGAAACAGCACAUCUGUUUAAAAUAGUACAAAGAAGCACGGUUUCACAAACAGAAGGGGAAAAAUGCAAAUGAUGACUUGUACAAAUGUUAAUUUUCUUUAUAUGUGUACUAAUUAGAUAAUUAUGACAAUCAGGAUGUGUUCACAGUAGCAUCAUGAAGGUUGCUCCGACAUUUUAGCACCCGGCAUCAAAACCCAUCCCAAAGAUUCAAGCACACACAGUGAUGAAUAAUCAUACACGGAGUCUGUCACACAUGCACUUGUAAAGCCAAGCUGUACAGCACAGAAUCAGCUUGUUUUUCUUUUAGCAAAUCUUGUAUGAUGAUUUAUUUGAAGCCCCAUCUGUUGCACCACUGAUAAAGAGCACACUGGUAAAAUACCCCUUAUUGACCAGAAAAGAUUCUGAUUUACAGACAGAAAUAUGUUUUCCUUUGAGACACUUCUGUCUUUAAAGCAGUCAGUCUGCUGUCAUGAAGCUAACCAGAGUUUUUAGUAGUUUGCACAUCCAUCACUGUAGUGAACUGGUGACACUUGGUGUGUUUCGAAGAUAAAGAAUGUUAAUCAGCACAACAGACAACAGAUGGUUCUUGGCCCUCGAAGGUACUGAGAUGUUAAUAUAUAAUGUAAAGAAAGCACAGACUCUUCUCAAACAUAAAAUCCAGCUUCAGCUCAAACAAAACCAUUCAAACCCUUUAGUUAAGGGAAAAUAGUGCAAUGACAUCAUGUUAUAUGAUGAAAUUGAGAAAUUUUAUUGGUUUUAAAGAAACAUAUAAGCUAAUUUUUUUUAGUUUGGUGCGAUUGUGAUUCAGAAAACUUAGCACAAAAUCAACGAAUGACUUAAA